AUGAAAUGCUUAGCAGCGGAUGACUUCUUGUGGCAGCACAACCUGCAGACGCUGCAAUGUCUUGUCCUACUUAUCUAUGCGAUCAACCACGCACAGGGCCCAGCGUGGUCGCUUCUUGGAACGACGCUCAGUAUUGCAGUGGCAAUCGGAUGCCAUGUUGACCCGGCUCUGCUAAACGUCACCUUUGUUGAAGCUGAAGAGAGACGCCGAGCUUGGGCUGGUUUGAUGAUGCUAUAUACAAUUCAAAACACCUGCCUAGGCAGCAUAGCUCCAUUUGAAAUCACCAAUAACGUCCAACUUCCGAUGGACAUGGAAGAUGACGAAAUCAUGUCCCGUUCCUUACCUCUGGACGACUUGACGAUCGUGGACCCAUAUUCAGACGAUAGACCGCCAACCAAAAUGUCAUAUGUUCUUUUCAAAUUUCGGCUCUAUCGACUUGCAUCCGAUAUCUGCUGCUUGACUUCGUCGCAGACCAUGCCCCAGCUUGAUCAAAUCCGCAAUUUGAACGACCGAAUUGGCGCCGAGAAGAGAGCACAAAUUCGGCGCUUCCAUAGGCAUCCCGAUCUUCCAAUAUAUCAACGGGCACACUCAUUCAUUCUGGAUAACUACACCAACCACCUCAUGCUACUCUUGCAUCGGUCAUUUCUUACCACCAAUGACUCCGUCGAUCCUGAGAUCAUAAGCACGGGCUACGAGCGAUGUGAGCAGGCGGCCUAUGCCGUCCUGUCCAAUUACGAAAAUCUUCACGCGCGGCAGGAGUUCAGAUCCUACAGCUGGUACACCCACGGCAUCGGAGCCUUUCAUGCCUUCUUCGCAAUGUCGACUUUGUUGGUCAUGCUGGGCCAGACCAAACGAACCGCUGCUUCGAAGCAAGUCAUCGUCCAAGCCGUGCAAAGCUGUUUGGGCAAAAUUCAAGAAGCGACGCCAUUCAGCGAAAUUUGCAAUCGAGCAUAUUCUAUACUCUCUCCAUUGGUUACCGGCAAUAUUUGCCAAUCGGAUACGUCGCCCGGGGAGGCCUCGGCUACACCAGCAAGCACGGGUUCCAAGGAUGCCAGUGUGCAGUUCAUGGCUAUGAACGCGGGUGAAGAAUGCGAAAUUUUCGAUCCCAAUGCGUGGCCGUUGGCAGAAGGCCUCGAGCAAAUGAUUUCCAAGAUUCCAUGCGAGCAGUGGCUAUCUUCGGCGGGGUUCCCGUGGGCGGAUGCUCUGCAUCUCUGA
Molecule: messenger RNA, 1215 nt
Organism: Penicillium cinerascens
Lineage: Eukaryota; Fungi; Ascomycota; Eurotiomycetes; Eurotiales; Aspergillaceae
Product: fungal specific transcription factor domain-containing protein
Exons: 1
Coding region: 1-1215 (404 amino acids)
Biological process (GO): DNA-templated transcription
Cellular component (GO): nucleus
Molecular function (GO): zinc ion binding; DNA binding
Source: RefSeq, a predicted model, not a curated record